Hipposideros armiger (great roundleaf bat) is the source of this 1332-nucleotide messenger RNA. It is a transcript of the gene CBY2, whose product is annotated as chibby family member 2. The coding region runs from base 1 to 1332 and encodes 443 amino acids. The transcript is spliced from 3 exons. The record is from RefSeq and is a predicted model, not a curated record. Lineage: Eukaryota; Metazoa; Chordata; Mammalia; Chiroptera; Hipposideridae.
AUGUCACCUCUGGAAUGUUCUGAGUGUUUUGGUGACCAACUUCUGCAUAGGACCUAUACCUGGCACCUAACACUGCACUCGAGGCCACAUUGUACAAGAAAAAGAGACACCGGAUCUGAAAGCCUAGAAAUUCCAAUCAAUGUGGUUCUACCUCAGAGGGGCACAGCCGAGCCCUUCCUCAGGCUCCACAACUUGUACGCCAGCCCGCGCUGCGCCCGGCAGGCCGCCCUGCCCAGGCCGAGCCGCAGGGUGGUCAGCCAGCACUCCUACCCGCUGAAUCGCUUCUCCUCCGUGCCGCUGGACCUCAUGGACCGCCCCACCUCCCAGGCCGACCUGGAGCUGGACUACAACCCUCCCCGCGUGCAGCUCAGCGAUGAGAUGUUCGUCUUCCAGGACGGGCGGUGGGUGAACGAGAACUGCCGCCUGCCGUCGCCGCACUUCUCCCCGCCGCCGUCCUUCCACCACAAGCUGCACCACAAGCGGCUGGCCCGGGAGCACGUGCUGCAGGAGGAGAACAAGGCCCUGCGCGAGGAGAACAAGGCGCUGCGCAGGGAGAACAGGCUCCUGCAGCUCUUCUGGGAGGAGCAGAAGGCCCCGCGGGGCCACGAGGAGGGCAGGGCCGCCAGCCCGGCCCAGGAGGGGGCGCAGAAGGACGCCCCGCAAGCGCACCGCGGCGCGGAGGGCAGCGCCCUGCAGCUCCUCAGGGAGGAGAACCGAGCGCUGCAGCAGCUGCUGGAGCACAGGAAGGCCUACUGGGCACAGACCGACGACAAGGCGGCCCCCGCGGAGGGAAGCAAGCCGGUGCCCUCGCCCCACGAGGAGCCCCACGGCUCCGGGCUGCUCACGGACCCGGGCGCCGGCCUCCCCGCCCCGUUCGAUGAGCUCAAGGGGCCCCCAAGCCCCCAGGAGGACCUCAAGACGCUCUGCGCCCUGCGCGAGAUGGUCAGCAGCCUGGCCGGGCCCUCCGCGGAGGACGAGCCGAGCAAGGCGGGCCCGGGCCUGGCCGACGGCAGCCAGACCUUGGAGCUGCUGAGAGAGAUGAACCAGGCGCUGCAGGCCCUCCGCGAGGAGAACCAGAGCCUGCAGGCCCUCCGCGAGGAGAACCGGCUCCUGCAGGAGGAGAACCGGGCCCUGCACGUGCUGCGCGUGGAGCGCAGGCUGUUCCAGGAGGAGAACAAGGCUCUGUGGGAGAACAACAAGCUGAAGCUGCAGCAGAAGCUGGUCAUCGACACGGUGACCGAGGUCACCGCCCGCAUGGAGAUGCUCAUCGAGGAGCUCUACGCCUUCAUGCCGGCCAAGAACAAGGAGCCCAAGAAGCCCAGCAGGGUCUGA